Messenger RNA from Anopheles darlingi, 4134 nucleotides. RefSeq lists its product as uncharacterized. The coding region runs from base 245 to 3394 and encodes 1049 amino acids. The transcript has 6 exons. Lineage: Eukaryota; Metazoa; Arthropoda; Insecta; Diptera; Culicidae. Gene Ontology annotation, molecular function: RNA binding. The record is from RefSeq and is a predicted model, not a curated record.
AAUAACUAACAAAAGCGUUUCACAUAAUUAAUAAAUCAUUAAUUUCCUCUUUUUUGCUCUUCAACGCACCCGCAAACGAUUAUUUUCAAAUCGUUUGUCAAGCACCAACUCCACUUCCACACACACACGCACACACACCACUCGCGAAUUUUUGUUUAUUUUUGGAUGGUCCUUCGGGAAAAGGGAUCGAAAAAAUUGUUUUUCCACAAAAGUAGAUAACUAAGUGACCGGAAAGGACCGCACAAUGACGGGCGCCGGUGUCAGUAUGUAUUAUGUGGGCAACAUACCCAAGAAAGCGACAGAUAUGGAAGUGGCCAGUCUUCUGACCGACUACGCCAAGAUGACCAGCUUCGAGUUUCGGCUAGCGACCGACUCCUACUGCCCAACUAAGAUCGCCUAUGUUGGCCUGAACAAGACGCUCUCGGAGGAACAGGUCCGCGAGCUGAACAACAAAAAGGUGCACGACAAACGGCUUUAUUUUGUCAGCACGCAGGCCGAAGCCUACUUUACGCCGGAGCGGUCGGUAGUCCUGCGGUACCUCAACGAACAAAUUACAGAGGAAGAAAUUAGCAGUUUCUUCCGAGAUUUCGCUUCGGUACUGCUGGUACAGAAACCGUCCCAUUCAUAUGCGUAUGUAGAAUUCAAGAAUCGCGAGAAUGUCAACUAUGCCCUCACAAUGACUCGCACUAUGAGAAACAUGGAGAUGUACAUCGUACCAGUGAAGAGAAAUAUUAGCGUAUUCCUGGAGCAACUGCGUCCGGUUCCCUAUGCGUGCUUAAGGGAGAAGUGUGCUAAACUGGAAAUUGCUUACAAUGGAGCAGCAGAGAACGAGACAACGUUGCUGAUAGCCAAUAUCCCACGCGACACAGAGGAGAAUGAACUGUUGGAAUUUUUGAGUAAAUUCGGCAAGAUCCUGGACUGGCAAAUGCAAAAAUCCGCAAACUGUGUACUCACGAACGUUGGGUUCGUCACUUAUCAGCUCGCCAAGUCUGCCCGAACGGUAUAUCUUUCCAGCCCGCUCAACUUCCAGGGAUGUGGAUUGGAUGUCUAUAAUCACAAGCUCCAGUAUCAGGCGGACGAGUCCAAAACUGCCUUCAUACUAAAGCGCACCAGUGUUUAUUUGACGACGGAUGAGAUUUUUCAAGCAUUUUCUGCAUGUGGCAAGGUGGAGUAUAUCCAGCGUUUAGACACUAGGAACUACAAUACCAUCGUUUGCAUGGACAGCGAAGAAGCCACAGUCAAAGCGUUCAAGGUACAUGAAAUAGCGGGCGAACCGAUACACGUUCGGUCUUAUAAUGCCAAGCAGUACAACCUCCCGAUGCCAGCGCCAACGGACGCGGAAGGUGAAAAGUCAGCCAAACGUAAGCGCAAAGAGGCGAUGCUUGUGCAGAUCAUCAAGACGGAAGACCGGCGCAACGCGUACCUUCUAGAUACGCAGCCCAACCCCAACUAUUCGAAUCCGAACGAGAUUUUCUACCGAUUCGAGGUGCAGGUUUGGAACUACCCGCCAAACUCGGGCCUUGCCAAGUUCAGGGAACAUUUCAGGCAGUACGGCGUCGUGAUCAACUUGAGGGAGGUGAAACAGACCGCCGAUCAGUGGAUCUCGGUUGCAUACUUGAGCUUCGACAGCAAACUAGAAGCUAAGCGAGUUUGCCAGCUGAACCAAUCGUUUAUGGGCUCGAACCGUUUGCUCGUGCUGCUGGCCGAUGAGAUGAUCGUACACUUACCGGAAUUGUGCGUGAGGGUAGGCAAUCUCACAGACGAGAUUACGAGCGAAGACAUUUACGAUCGGUUCAGUAUGGUCGAUAGGGUUAAGUACGUUUUCCGACCGAUGCUGGAGGAAGCGAUCGUAUGUUUCAUUGAUGCCCGGCGCCAUGAAAAAGCUUUGAAAGUAAUGUGCAUUGGCAGGUUUUGUGUAACUGUGCGCCCUCUCCAUACGAUAGCGAAUGAUCUGGCUGUACCGAGGAAUCCUGUACCAGGUACUCACGGUGCGCUAGCAUUGCCUGCAUACGGUGAAACCGUUCCCAUCAUGGGGGGCGGAAUGGGUCCUAUGCCUGCGGUAGUAAAUCCGAUGCUCUUGUCAGGCCCAGGCACACCAUUGCCCGUGCCAGCACCUUUGCCCAUGGCACCGCGUAUGCCAUUGCAGAUGGCCAAUAUAGGCCUUCCAAUGCAAAUGGGGGGCGGACCGGUCAUGGUAACUCCCCUGAUGCGUGGUCUCAUGCAACAAGUGGAAGCCGCCUUGCUAAAAUCGAACAAUUUCAAACUCAUACCAAUGAUGGAACAGUACAAUGUGGUACACGGUAUCAUCUGUCAGUGUCUACAGUUUCCACCGUUUCUGAAACUUAAUCGGGACGACAAGAUUCGAUACCUGAUAAGUGGGCAAAACGAUUUCCAACACGUUGGCAUCUUCACGCUGCUCACCUAUCCGGAGCAGCUGGAGAUGCUACGCGUCAUUGAGGAAUACUAUGCCAAAGUCACCAACUGCUGGCCACUAACAUCAGUAUCGACACCGGAUCCGGCGUCAUCAACCUUGAAGGAGGUUGCUCUAACGGCGGAACCGGAUCCAGUUCCGGUUCCGGCUCCGGCUCCGACUGCGGACACGAUUCCGAACUCAACGGCAGAUCCGGAACCGGCUCCGUUAAAUCCGACCAACUCCCCACUGGCAACGACGAACCAUAGCUGGGUUGCGGACGAGCAGAACAGCAAGCAGGAGGCGAAAGAGUCAGGACCCAUUGAAGUAGCGGACUCAGACGAUGACAUACCACCGGCACCGUCUCCUCCGCCGAUAUCGUCCCUCUCACACUGCAAAAUGAGCAAACACGGAAUUUUUAGCGGCAUGGAAGGCUAUGACGAACUGGAUAUACCGUUUAUGAGGAAAAAAAUGUCCGAAACUGAGCGUCUGGCUAUUCGCCGGUCGAUGAUCACCGUUGACAAUAUACCACCGGACAUGACGAGAGGCGAUAUUAAAGUUUUGUUUAGUAAUGCCGGAAAAGUUAGGUAUCUACAAGUAAGCCAGCCGGAUAAUCCAAAGGAGAGCAGGUCCGCCAUCAUUAAGUUCCAAAACUUAAACCAGGCCACCAGAGCACUGGAAGUUAACCUCACGGAGCUCCGGGGCCUCUUACUUAAGGUACGACGAUACAAAGAGCCAUACACUCCGGGAUUCCCUAUAAGCGUCACUUGCUCGGACAUGAGACUCUUUUCGGAAUACUUCAUCUACGAGACCUUUAAAACCUGCGGAGCAGUUCAAAAUGUCUGGACGACCACGAUUGAUGGAGUGAAGACGUGCAUCGUGGACUUCCGAGACAAGGAGUCAGUACCGAUUGCACUGAAAAUCACCUAUCUACAUAGUGGUGGCCGAUGUCGUGCUAGUGUGUAUCGAGUAGGUAAGAGUUAGUGUUGUAGAUUGUAAGUUAUCAACCAGUGUACCACGCAGUGUACCAAGCUGUGCUCUGCGCAGUGCUGUAGAAAAGACAAGCAAUGGUUAAUGUCGUGUAGUUCCGGAACACGCACUAUGCUUGAAACGGCGAAGAUAUGAAUGAUGCUUCAACUCAAUUCCUCUACGUUGUUAGAAGGAAUUAAAACAUCGAAAUUGAAAUGAUGUAGCAUAUGAGCAAGGAAGUUCUGAUUCUGAUCGUAAACUUAAAGCAUUUAAGUUUAAGUUGUACGUGCAUUACGAUAAAUCUUAAUAAAACAGAGCUUUUAAUACGAGUGAUACGAGUAACAACUAUUUUAAUCGUGUGGAAUUCGUGUCGACUCGCGAGUGCAAAUAAUUCGGUGCAAAUAACACAUCAUCCAUCCGGCCCAAUUGGUAAGUACCCUUGUUUAUACGCUACUAAACAUAGUGUAAAGAAUUUGAAAAUUGAAUAAACGUGAUCCAGGCUAACACUGAUCAACUAUAUUUAGUGUGGCAGCAGUGAGGGAUAUUACGAUUGUCAUGAUUUAGAAGUGAAGUAUAACUAGCAAGUAACAUUUGGUAACAAGAACUUUGAUAAGACGUAGCAGUUUCUUUAUCCAGGUGACAAAAGAACACUAAGGCGUUUUUGAUUUCGAUCUAUUCGAAGACUUCAGUCUUUUUUAUUACAUUUUUGCAUUGUUUUGUUCUUUUUUUCGUUUUUUACUCUAUCACACAGUUAG